CGAGUCCCAGUUUCCUACCUGUCUGUUUCCUAUCUGUCAGUUGACUGAGUGAGCCAGGCAUAAUGGCUAUCCGUGUGUUAGAAAUGAUCUUUUUCUUCUAUUUUGCUACUCAUAUUCCUAUCACAUUAUUUAUUGACUUACAAGCCCUGCUGCCUGGACAUGUGUACCCCCAACCGCUAAAAGAUCUCCUGAGGUGGUACGCAGAGGAGUUCAAAGACCCUAUGGUGCUGGAUCCUCCUGAGUGGUUCAAGUCCUUUAUUUUCUGCGAGGCUUUGCUUCAGACGCCUUUCUUUCCCGUUGCAGCGUAUGCUUUCCUUAAAGGUGGCUGUAAGUGGAUCAGGACUCCUGCCAUCGUGUAUUCCACACAUGUGGCCACCACACUGGUCCCAAUCCUAGCCCACGUCCUUUUCUAUCAGUUCCCUAUGAAACCCCAUCCUGGUCCCCAGACUCUGCAGGAGCGUUGGCUGCUGGUCUCCAUAUAUGCUCCAUAUCUGCUGGUGCCGGUGCUGCUGCUCCUCACCAUGCUGCUGUCCUCCACCUACAGCUCCACCUCUCAGUCUGGACAUACAUCAGCCAAAACCAAGAAGAAGAACUGAUACAUCACCGGACUGCAUCUAUCCCAUUUACUCUGAUUUUAGAAGAUAUUUUUCUACAUUUCUCAAUGUACCGUUUGUAUGAUAAACAUGUAUGUGAGAAGCUGUGUAAGUCAUACUGUAUAACACUAUUCUUAGAAAAAAAUUGCCAUUAUUAAAUCAGCCAGAAUGAGCACUUUGAAUAUUACUCUUUAUAAUUGAACCCCUGGGAAAAACAUUUCCUCUCACAGCAGAUCUGGAAAAUCUGUCUGUACACAGGUUCAACAAAGUUCCUAAGAAGGAAAAAAGAUAAUGCCACUAUUUUGUACAUUUUUUACACCUUAUAAUUAAAAAAUGUUUGGGUUUUUUUGUA
Lates calcarifer (barramundi perch) is the source of this 945-nucleotide messenger RNA. RefSeq names its product transmembrane protein 97 (gene tmem97). The record is from RefSeq and is a predicted model, not a curated record. The transcript has 3 exons. Lineage: Eukaryota; Metazoa; Chordata; Actinopteri; Centropomidae. Gene Ontology annotation, cellular component: endoplasmic reticulum. The coding region runs from base 63 to 596 and encodes 177 amino acids.